Messenger RNA from Durusdinium trenchii, 1618 nucleotides. The record is from the annotation of a GenBank genome assembly. NCBI's taxonomy places the organism in Eukaryota, Dinophyceae, Suessiales, Symbiodiniaceae.
UUGCAGGGGGUGGUUUUGCCAUGUUUCGCCAACUGGAUUUAUCUCCUCUAGCCACUUCGCUGCUCCAAUGAUCCAGAUGAUCUUCUGGAUUGGGAGCAGCUUGACCUCCAAAGGCAUCCCACAUAGGCUAGCCGGAUCUCCAGCCGAUGAUAGCCCAAGCGAGAUCUCGUCUUCCGAGCGCACGCCGCGUGAGACAAAAGGUGCGCGAGAGUGCAGCGUCCACGUGCCUCACGUGCGUCCGAGCUGAGAGGGUGGAGUUCGAGCGGAAAGGGUGUUCCUACACCACCAAAUCUUUCACCUGGUGACCCAUUUGGAUUCAGAAUGGAUCCAUUUGGUGCAUUCCUCUCCCCCAGCAAUGAGAAGAAUGACCCCCCUGGUGCCUGCGACCCUGCCUUUCUGGCUGAUCUUUCAAGCUUGGCGGUUAGCCCCUGGACACGUGGGGAGCAUGGUGCGCCAUGUCGACCAGGUGGAAUGCCGGAAGGAUGCCUCGGGCAAGUGGGUGAACCAGUACCACUUGUUGCAAGAGGUUGGCAGUGGAACCUUCUGCAAGGUGCGCCUGGCGGAGAGCGCUGCAGGGAUCCAUGCGGUGAAGCGCUUCCCGCGCAUGGUGAUGCAGCGGCGCAUGGUGGCGAAAUUUGAUGCCGAAGGCGCUUCAAUGGUGCCAUUCCAACAAUGCAUCGAGCAGGAGAUACAGAUCCUGGAGAGGAUACAUCACCCGCAGAUUGUGGAACUUCAAGAGGUCAUCAACGACCCCAAGGACGAUAACUUGUAUUUGAUCUUUGAGGGCUUGCCUGGAUGCCAACUAAUGGAUUGGAGUGAAAGGAGCUGCACGUAUUCGGCCAGACCAUCAGUGAACUUGUUUGGGAGUGCUGUCGUUGACAGCCGGCGGGACACUGUUGGCGCUGCGAGCACUCUGGUCUUUCGGGAGGUGCUGGCGAAGCACUUUGCGCAGCAGCUGGCGGAGGGCAUUUGCUACAUGCACUCACUAGGUGUGAUCCACAAAGACCUGAAACCCGAUAACUUGGUCCUCUCCAAGCAGGUCCCCGAUGAUCCAGCGCUCCUGUGCACCCUCGACGUGGCUGAGUGGCCGAAACUCACGGUGAUGGGCGACAAAGAGGAGGGGUCGAAGGUGAACUGUGAAGAUCUUGUGGUGAAAAUCGCCGACUUCAAUUGUGCAGAAGAAUGUCAAGAACCCGACUUCCUGAUCUAUGACGCACAAGGCACCCAAAGCUUUACGCCGCCCGAGUGCUUCAAGAAGGACGAGGAGGGCGUGAACAUCAAGGGCAAGCCCCGGGACAUGUGGUCCUUAGGUUGCGUCUUGUUCGUUCUGGUCUAUGGUCGCUGCCCCUUCUCGGCGGAAAGCAACCUUCUCCUGCAGCUGGACAUCAUGCAGUGCGAGCUCGUGAUGCCCGAGGGCGGGCCAUGGCUGUCUGCUGAAUACUUGCAGCUGCUUCGCUCGCUGCUGAGUGCCGAGGCCGACGCGCGGCCCAGCGCGCAAGCGAUCCUGCAGAGUGGCUGGUUGGUGGAAGGCACCCAGUGAGGGCCUGCCGCGGAGCGCUGCCUGAUGUGCGGAGUGGGGGGUCACUCUUGGCUCGGGGGUCUGAUAGCCUCACCUGCA